AUGGCGCGUACUAUGAAAGAUAGAUAGGAUAAAAGCAAAAGCAAAUCUAAGAGUAAUUAAGUUAAUCGUGUAAAAAAACCUAUUAAAAAGUAAUCACCUAAGAAGUAAUUAUCUCCUACUACCCAAAAAGUUACUCGUUCUGUCAGUGCUUAGAGUAAAAUAAACCAUUCGGUUAGCUCUAAAAAGGGAUCAUCAAGCACAGGGAAAAAGAAAGACAUCAUAACUUCUAUGACAGCUUAAAUUUUGAAAAAAGUUUAAAAGCAAGUGAAAAGUUAUGAAACUAAUUUAUAAAAGUCAGCUGAAAAAAGUAAAAAAUAAAAGAACAUAAAAGAAGAUGAGUAAAAAAACAAUAGCUAAUCUUAUGAUAUUGAGAAGACUUUUGAUAGUUUAAAUGAUUCUGCUAAAAGAAAAAGAGCUCGUCAAUAAAAUAACUAAUAAAAGUGUUCUUCUAAGUCUCCUACCCCUUAAUAAAAAAACUCUGAGAAAAAUAAAUUAAAAACAUGCAAAAAACUGACUCGCUCAGGCAAGUAAUUUGGAGAAUUCUAAAUAAAAAAAAAUGUAGAUAUUGAAGGAGUUGAGGCAAAUAGCAAGCUCAAAUCAAAUAAAAAAUAAGCCAAAAAGGCAAAAAAUUAAGACAAGAAAAAUGAAACAAUUGAUUAAGAAGAAGAAGGACAAAGUUAAAAUUCUUAAAAUGAGUUUAUUGAUUAAGAAGAUGCCACUUAAACUAUUCGUUAUAGACGUCCCAACAAUAAUCUGUUAAUUAGAGACGAUUCCUUUAACAAAGAUUCUUCAGUUAAUAAUUAAAAAAACUUUUCUUUUUAGUAUCAUAUAAAUAACGAUUCACGCAAUAACCUUUUUAAUACUUCCUAUAUGUAAGGAAACGCUACAGUCAAUACUACUACAGCAUCUAGCAGAGGCUGUUCAAUGUCAAGAGAGGAUAUUUAAAGUGAGAAUGACUCAAUACUUAAUCCUAAAAAUUCAAGUAUCUUUUUAAUUAGAGGAAAUAACAAACCUAAGAAAACAGUGUGUACUAAAUAAGUUCCUCUCAUUUUUAAGAAGCCAACUAAUAUAAGAGAAAGUAUUCCAGUAGUGAAAACAAAAAAAUCUGAAUUAGCUAUGGAUGUAGAAUAGAAUAAUUAAUGUGAUAAGAACCAAGAAAUCCUAAGGAAGCAUGGAUCUAACUUAGAAGAUUAUUGUAUUGAUUCAGAUGGCAAGCAACUAGUAGAUAUUGUAUUUUGUUGUGAUACAACUAGCUCAAUGGGUGAAUAUUUAUAAGCUACUAUAGAUUAUAUAGCUGCUAUUUACAAGAAGACUAAACCUUUUGAGUAAAUUAUUGAUAUUAAGUAUGGCUUUGUUUGUUAUCGUGACCAUCCUCCAGAGGAAAGCAGUUAUCUCUACCGUAUCAGCAAUUUAACUACUCCACUCAAAACUAUUCAAUUUAUAUAAUAACAAGACGCUGAAGGAGGUGGAGAUACCCCUGAAGCUGUUAUGGAUGGUUUGUAUGUAGCUACUUCUGGUAUUAACUGGAGAAAAAAUUCUAUGAAAUAUAUAAUUCAUAUUGCGGAUGCCCCACCUCAUGGAGAUCUUUAUACUGGUAUUAGUGGAGGAUUCCUUAAAAGAUCAUUUGUUUGGAGGGAUGGAUGUCCUUGUGGCUUGACAAUAGAAAAAAUAGCUAAGAUUAUGAAUAAUCUCUAAAUUCAUUAUAGAUUAAUAAAGGCUGGAGACAAUAUGGAAAGAAUGGCUCAAAUAUUCAAAUCUUGUAUAUAGCACUAUGCUGAUAUUAAAGUCGAUUCUCCUUAAGGACUUGAUUUUAUUCUAAGUGAUAUGGUAGCUAAAUAGUGUUUGAGCUCUGAAGAUAUUUAAAAUAUACCUUUAGUCAAAAAAUCAAGUAAAAACAGAUCAAGAAGCCAUUCUAAAAAUAAUGAUGAUAUUGAGCAUGGCUAUUAUAAUCCAGAUUAAUCUUUUAAGGGUAUAAAUAGGACUUACUCUAAUAAUUAUUAAGCCUUUAGAAAUAGUAACUAAGAAGAGGAAGAAGAAGAAGAAAAAUAAAUAAUUAUAUAGGAAAGCUAAGAUGAUUGCUAAAGAAAAAAUUAUCAUUAACACAGUAAAAUAUAUAACCAAAGUAGCAAAGAAAACAUAUAAAGGCAAUAUGAUAACCAAUAAAAUUUAAAAUACAAAGCCAAUUAAAUGAGUAAGCUUCCAAUAAACUAUAAAUAGUAUACAGGUAAAAUAAUUGAUAGGGAUAUGUAUGAUAAUUAAGAGGACUUAGAAUUAAUCAGUUGA
Messenger RNA from Tetrahymena thermophila SB210, 2283 nucleotides. RefSeq lists its product as hypothetical. Lineage: Eukaryota; Ciliophora; Oligohymenophorea; Hymenostomatida; Tetrahymenidae. The transcript has a single exon. The record is from RefSeq and is a predicted model, not a curated record.